CAGGUCAACACUGCCCCACAGCCCCGGAGGAACAUUCUAGCCCGGCGGGUGUGUGUGCAACGGACGCUUAUGCGGGGGAGACGGAGGCUCCCUAGCCCAGGAGGAGGAGGAGAGGAGGAGCAGCAGCAGCAGCAGCAGAGAGGGCUGACUUGCUGAAUUCACCACCACCUACAGAACAUCUAGCAUAGGCCACGAAUUGUGGUUCAGGUUUUGCAGGCGUGUGUUAAUCCUGACAACCCUUUUAGGAGGUGGGAAUGACCCUGCCUAUUCCCAGAGGAGGAACUUGGGGUUUGGAAAUGACAAGCAACUUGCCUAAGGUCACAGCUGGGGAAACUUCCAACACUGGGAAGUGGGGAGCCCGUGUCUAGGGAUGAAGCAAUGGCUCUGAAAUGCUGGGGAGGGGGUAGCUCCUGACUCCAGGAUUGGGGAGAGCAUUCGAGGGAGAGAUAGGGCAAGAAUUAAUGCACUGUGGUAGCUAGAAAGGAUCAUGUUAGUGACUGGAGCUCAGACUCCCAGAGAACCUGGGGUUCCCCUUCCCCGGUGAAGAAAAUACACAGACAGGAACAAUUCCAAGAACUUUAUGGACAGGGGAUUGAGAGCCACUAAGAAGAGGGGAGACUGUUUCAUCCCUUGCUUCCUGUGUCCUUUCCCUGAAUGCUUUCCCUGCCAUGACCAGUAGGUGGCCUCCUAAUUUGGGAAGAAAAAAAUGGCACCAGUUUGUCUUGGGGUCACCGCAGGAUUUGCCUGCUCUUUACAUACUUUCCUGUGUUUAUUCAAUAUAUAUUUAUAUACCAGUAAUGUGUUUUUGGCCCAGGCAAUGUUCUAAAUGCUGUAAAUAGAACUGCAACCAAGAAAAUCAUGGAGACAGAUGAUAAAUUUUCCAAUGUAUCUUGAGCUCUGUGAAGGCACUUCUGUCUUCUUGAGGCUUAGUAUGGGGCCUGGAUGAAGAAAUAGUUAAUAAGGUUUGUUUGGAUGAAUAAAGGCGGGGUAGUGGUGGUGUGUGGUGUGGCACGGUGCAUGCUUGGCUGGCUCAGUCUGUAGAAUGUGACUCUUGAUCUUGGGACCAUGAGUUCAAGUCCCAUGUUGGGCAUAGAGAUCUCUAUUAAAACACACACACGAAAUAACCAGUGAACCAGAACCAACCUGGAGUUAAAAAGAAAACAAAACAAAAAUAACUAAACCACAAAAAUGUAACCUGUGAAAGCCUAAAGUAUAAACCACCGGAUCAGAACAGUCCCCUGAGGACAGGAUAGAGAAUUUAGAAGUGGGUGCUUCCUGGGUCCCAGGUGCUCGAUGUUUGAACUUCAUACGAUUUAUGAACCAAUUGUGGUAUUUCUCCAUUUAUGGUGUUUGCACAUACAUUAUCAUUUAAUCCUCCGACGAGAACGACAAAGUACCUAUUACUAUUCUCCUGUGCAUCGGAGGGAACGCCAGGCCAGUGCUGACGUAGGGCCCACACCAUUGCUCCGUGGGGCGGCUGGUUCUCAGCCCAGCCUCUCUUCCCUCUUCCCACAACCUGGUCUACACGGAAGGCUGGGCAGACUUGUUGCUGAGGAAUCCCCCCAAAUCCUCUUCAUCUGGUUUUUCAUGCAGAGAUGAUGUCCUCGGGGGCAAAGGGCACAGGGUGAGGGGCCUUAGUGGGUUAAUUAUUAACCCGUAACACCUCAGGACACCUCGGACUUCUCUGGCCUCCUGACAGCGACUGGUUUAGGGCUGGCGCGGGGGCGGUGGUCCCCGCCCCAGCCAUGGGGGUCGCGCAUGUGUCUCGUCGCUGCUUCCGCCACGCGGUUCCCCUCGCCGCCCUCUCGCUGCUGCUGCUUUUUCUCUGUGCUCGGAGCUUUCGCUCCCUCUCAGGCUGCAGAUACUGGGCAGAGGUCUGUAUUCCCAAAGGACCACCGCCUGUCCAGGUCCGACUGCAAUCGGGCCCCCUGGCGGCCCCCAGGUGGGAAGAGCCUCCGUGUGAGGGCCCCCAGGGGGUGCUGGGCCGCGUGAUGGGGCCGUUCCGCGCCAGUCUGAACCCCGAAGGGGAUGUGUCGUUGUCGCCGUACCUGGCCGGAUGGAAGGCGCUGGUCAGCCCGCCACCCCACACGCAGGUUCCUAACUCCCCUCGGCUCCAUCUUCGCCUUCGCCACGAGCGAGGCCUCUGCCAAGGUGACAGCCCUCGAGGCGCGGGUGCACGGCCCCGAGGCGGCGCACUACUCGUCGCUGGCGGCCAUGGCGGCGUGGGAGCGGCGGGCCGGACUGCUGGAGCCGCCCGGGGUCGCCCCCCGAGACCCGGCCCGGCCGCCCCGUCCCUGACGCCCCCGGGGCCCCGCAGGUGCGACACGCCCAGCACCGAUCCGGGCGCCUCGUCCCCGGGCGGCGGCCCUCCCCGUGUUCCCGGUCGCUGGGAAUGA
Molecule: messenger RNA, 2396 nt
Organism: Suricata suricatta (meerkat)
Lineage: Eukaryota; Metazoa; Chordata; Mammalia; Carnivora; Herpestidae
Gene: GLTPD2
Product: glycolipid transfer protein domain containing 2
Exons: 6
Coding region: 1746-2396 (216 amino acids)
Source: RefSeq, a predicted model, not a curated record